Messenger RNA from Venturia canescens, 4762 nucleotides. RefSeq names its product ATP-binding cassette sub-family C member 4-like. The transcript has 15 exons. Gene Ontology annotation, cellular component: membrane. The coding region runs from base 208 to 4494 and encodes 1428 amino acids. NCBI's taxonomy places the organism in Eukaryota, Metazoa, Arthropoda, Insecta, Hymenoptera, Ichneumonidae. Gene Ontology annotation, biological process: transmembrane transport. Gene Ontology annotation, molecular function: ATP hydrolysis activity; ATP binding; ABC-type transporter activity. The record is from RefSeq and is a predicted model, not a curated record.
GCAUCUGGUCUCAGUCCCGUUGAAACUGUGGAAACGAGUGGACCGCGGGAACGUUUUAUCACCGUGUGGAAGUGAAAACGUCGAUUCGUCUCGCCCCCUCCCCUCACAUUAAUAUGGACAAUCAAUCAUUUUCUCCCGAAUGUGCGUCGCAGUGAUGCAGCUUCUAUUUCGAUUAGUUUUUUUCGACUGUUAAGAAGCUACGCAAGCAUGGAUAGGAGAGAGAAGACGAGGAAGAAAAGUCCUCAAGAGGAGGCGAAUCCGAUCAGUUUACUGUUCUUUUGGUGGACCCUCAAACUCUUUCGCCUGGGAAGCCAAAAGACUCUCGAAAUGGAAGAUCUUUAUGAUCCUAUCGAAGCCGACGAGUCCCACGGCCUCGGAAACCUGCUCGAAAGAUCAUGGAACGCAGAGCUCGAGAAGAUGAAAAACCUCGAAUACAGUCUGAACGAGGAUGGGAAGAAGGUAAAUGGCCAACGACCCAGUCUGACGCGAGCGAUAUUCCGAGCGUUUUGGCUGAAAUAUCUUAAAAUUGGGAUGUGUGUGUUCGUGCAAUGCGUGAUCCUGCGGACGAUGCAACCGAUUCUCCAAGGCUUGGUAGUCAGGUACUUCAGCGGCGACGAGACGUCGGAAGUGCCGACCCGAACCGAAGUGCUUUGCUACGCCGGGGGUCUCGUUCUGGCUUCACUGGGAGUUACUUUCAUCAUGCAUCAUACGAAUCUCUGUGCGCAGCAAAUCGGCAUGAGAGUCAGAGUUGCCUGCUGUUCUCUCAUCUACCGGAAGCUACUGCGGCUGAAUAAACUAGCACUGAAUGAAACAGCGGCCGGCCAAGUGGUGAAUCUGCUCAGCAACGACGUUAAUCGUUUCGACACGCUUCCCUUGUACCUCAAUCUCAUAUGGAUUAUGCCGAUACAGUUGAUCGUCGUCGGUUACAUCAUGUGGCAAAGCGUGAAGGUGAGUACCCUGGUUGGGAUCGGAUCGUUGCUUUUACUCGCGGUUCCGAUUCAGAGCUACCUCAGCAGAGUUAGCAGUACCCUGAGAUCAUCGACGGCGCAAUUGACCGACCGAAGAGUACAAUUGAUGAAUGAACUCAUUGCUGGGAUUCAGGUCGUGAAAAUGUACGCGUGGGAAAAGCCUUUCGAAUUCAUCGUCUCUCACACAAGAGCUAGUGAGAUCGGAGUCAUUAUAAAGAGUUCUUUUAUUCGGGGCUUCUAUCUCAGCAUAAUGGUCUUCACCGAGAGAACAACCCUCUUCUUGACUUUGGCCUCGUUCGUCUUAAUGGGAAACGGACUCCCGGCACACGUCUCCUUCUCUCUUGCAACGUAUUUCAACAUUUUGCAAAUGACAACUGCCAUAUGGUUUCCACAAGCUCUGAUUCUGUGCGGCGAGGCUCGCAUUUCGAUCAACAGGCUCGAGAACUUUUUGCUCCUCGACGAGGUAUUGACGAUCGAGGACGAGAAGCGGUCGUUGGCUUCGCGAACAAAGUCUGCAAGCCGACAGACGGUGCCAUUGGCACCGGUACGGAUAGAGUUUCACCGAGUUUCGGCAAACUGGAUAUCGGGCAUUUUGCCUCCGACGAUUUGCGACGUUUCGAUGAGGAUUUCAGGCGGUGAUUUAUGCGCUUUGAUCGGUCCGGUUGGCUCCGGCAAGUCGUCGAUUCUCAACAUUGUGCUUCGGGAGUUGCCACUUGGUGCCGGCACCGUCAGGUUGAUUCAGGACCAGGAUAACAAGCUUAACCAGGAGCAAUGGCGACGAGGAUUCGUCGUUGACAAUCCGAACCUCACAGUCUCGUACGCGAGCCAAGAUCCGUGGCUCUUCGGAGGAUCCGUCCGUGAAAACAUACUUUUUGGUCAGCCUUUCGACAAAAAACGUUAUCAAGAAGUGACCAAAGUUUGCUCUCUGCUCCGGGACUUUGGCCAAUUCCCUGAGGGCGACAUGACCAUCGUCGGGGAACGCGGAGCCGCCCUUUCCGGCGGCCAAAGAGCUCGAAUCAACCUGGCACGGGCUGUCUAUCGACGAGCCGAUUUGUACCUUCUCGACGAUCCCCUCAGCGCCGUUGACUCUCGGGUCGGCAGACAGCUCUUCAAAAACUGCAUUCUCAAUUAUCUUCGUGGCAAAACACGAAUCCUUGUAACCCAUCAACUUCAAUUCGUCAGACACGCCGAUACGAUCGUCCUCAUGAAUCGAGGUGCGGUAAAGCAACAAGGAUCUUGGAACGAACUCAUGAAUUCGAGUUGUGAUUUCAAAGAAUUGAUCAGUCGUAUGGAAGAGGAAAAAAAAGAAACAGCGGAAGUUGAGGAGACGAUAUUGGACGAGACAUGUUCCACGCCUGAAGAUACCGGUGGAAUACAAAAUCCUCAGAGGGUCGAAAAGUGCAUGAGUUUUCGCGAUGCGCAAAGAAUUACAAACGAAUCCGGCGCUAAGGAGGUUGUGAACGAUCGAAAAUUUGUCCCUCCCACUGCGAUACAACUGCGCUCGACUUCCGUAGUUUCACAAGCAUCUUCGAUUCGUUCGCAGGACAGUUUUUCCAUGCCGAACGACGAUGACGUUGUCUUUGAAGCCGGGCAUGGAAGCGACAAGCAAGAAACAAUGAUGACGGGUCGAAUGUCCUCGCGAGUUUACGUUCAAUAUUUUCGUGCCGGAGGAGGAAUCAUUACUCUAACAAUUCUGUUCUUGAAUAUGAUCGUCGCUCAAAUAGCGACGAGCGGGACCGACUAUUGGCUCAGUUAUUGGACCAACAUCGAAGCAGUGCGAAUGAGUCUUCACGAUCCGUCGAUGAAAAUAACAUCGAAACAAUACAAAUCGGUUGUCAAUGACACGGUUUUCUCGUACUUCAAUCUUCUCGAUGACGAUGGUCUUCUUCCCACUCACUACGCCAUCUACAUCUACACUUUUUGCAUCGUUGCCUGCAUCAUUCUAACGCUCACGCGAAGCUUCCUUUUCAUGAAUAUUUGUAUGAAAGCUGGACGAAGCCUUCACAACCGAAUGUUUAUGAGCGUACUCGAAACUACGAUGAAAUUCUUGAACGCCAAUCCAUCCGGAAGAACCCUCAAUAGAUUUUCAAAGGACGUUGGCGCGAUGGAUGAAUUAUUUCCAAAAGCCAUGCUCGAGGCCCUUCAAAUCUUUUUCGUCAUGAUAGGCAUUCUUGUCAUGGUGGCCGUCGUCAAUAACUGGAUGGUUAUUCCCAUGGUCAUCAUUGCUGUUGCCGCUUACUUCAUCAGAAUAUUUUAUCUCAAUACGGCUCAGGAUAUCAAACGGCUCGAGGGCGUUGCUAAGAGUCCAGUAUUUUCUCACGUAAGCGCGACCUUGAGCGGACUAACGACGAUAAGAAGUAGUGGAAAAGAUAUUCAAGGGAUGUUGCGAAAAGAAUUCGACAGUUGUCAAGACACUCACACAGGAGCCUGGUAUUUGUACAUCGUGGCAUCAUGCUCAUUUGGUUUAAUCCUCGAUAUUAUUUCGUGUAUUUUCGUUGCGUGCGUUUGCUACUCGUUUAUCCUCAUCGAUCCAGGAAACUCGUUCAGCGGAUACGUUGGUCUGGCUAUUUCACAGUCCCUAAUUCUCACCGGAAUGCUUCAGUAUGGCGUCAAGCAAUCCACCGAAGUCCAAUCGCAGAUAACUUCGGUUGAGAGGAUUUUACAGUAUACAGAUUUGCCGAAAGAAGCGCCAACGACCUCGAGGCAGCCUCCUCCUGCCACAUGGCCUGAGCGCGGACGCAUCGAAAUGAAACAUGUUUUCUUGAAAUACAAUGAUCACGACCCACCGGUUUUAAAGGACUUGAACGUCAUAAUAGAACCGGGCUGGAAAAUUGGAGUCGUCGGAAGAACGGGCGCCGGGAAAUCUUCGCUUUUGUCAGUGCUCUUCCGACUGUUUGGGGAAGGUUUGGAGGGAGAGAUUAAAAUCGACGACCUUGACACCAGCAGCAUCGGGCUUCAGGAGCUGCGCUCCUCUAUGUCGAUUAUUCCACAGGAGCCGGUUCUUUUCUCGGAAAGUUUACGUUACAAUCUCGAUCCGUUUGGUAAAUAUCCGGAUCCGGCGUUGUGGGAUGCGUUGCGCGAAGUUGAGCUCGAGGAUGCUCUUUUGGACCAAAAAGUCAACGAGGGCGGGUCCAAUUUCAGCGUUGGACAAAGACAACUUAUUUGUCUGGCUCGAGCUAUUUUGCGAAACAAUAAGAUACUCGUCCUUGACGAAGCUACGGCCAACAUCGAUGCUCGAACCGAUGCGUUGAUACAGAAAACAAUAAGAUCGAAAUUUGCAGAAUGCACGGUCAUCACGAUAGCGCAUCGAUUAAACACGAUAAUCGAUAGUGAUCGUGUGCUCGUGAUGGGUGACGGUAAAAUUUUGGAAUUCGCAUCGCCUUAUGAGCUUCUUUUCGUCAAAGAGAACUCGCAUUUCUCUCAAAUGAUUCGUCAAACUGGUGAAACAAUGGCAAAAAACCUGAUGAACCUUGUCGGCAAUUCUCCUUGUCGGAGCAAUUCUCAAAAUCAGAUAUCAUCGCUAUAGGGAUGGUGCAAGUAGACUACCGUGCCACUAGUGAUGAAAAGUGGAAGUUUUUGGGGAUCUUUUAUCAUUAUUGUAUUAUUUUAUUAUUAAAUUAUUAUGAUUAUAUUUCAAUGAAAGUUUGAAAGUUCUACCCCAAAAACUUAUAAUUUACGACAUUAGAGGCACCACGAGUACUUUCGACCUGCCCUCUAUCGAAUCUGCACCAUCCCUACAAAUUUCUAAUGGAUGUUUUUUUAAGAGAUUAUAAAUAAAUAUGUGUCAUUUGAAA